Molecule: messenger RNA, 2187 nt
Organism: Electrophorus electricus (electric eel)
Lineage: Eukaryota; Metazoa; Chordata; Actinopteri; Gymnotiformes; Gymnotidae
Gene: coq4
Product: coenzyme Q4 homolog (S. cerevisiae)
Biological process (GO): ubiquinone biosynthetic process
Cellular component (GO): mitochondrion; mitochondrial inner membrane
Source: RefSeq, a predicted model, not a curated record
CCAUUUUACACAAUUUGUAAUAUGAUAAAGUUGUGACUGUUUAAUAGCUAACUAGCUAGUUAGCUAUAAAGUAGCUUACAACAAAUAUAAAAGGCCGAAGAACAACGGAUCAGUGAUCAACCACAAUAGUCUAUUCAGCUAACUAUGCUUCCAUCCUCGGCCCUUUUUUAGCUAGCUACUAGUUUUAAAAUUUAACAUGCCCAGAGAUAAACCAAGUCCACAAAAUGAUGACAGAAGCUGAAAAGUAUUUUUUAGUUAAGACCUACACUGAAACCUAAUAGCAUUAUAGUCGACAAACAAUGGUAGAAAAGAAGCUAAUCGCUAGCUAGCUAGCUAGCUAAUAACCUUUUGAUGACAUGCGUGAAGCUACUGUGUCAAUGGUACGCUAUAAAACCAAAAUUAUAAGCGGGAGCAUUCCACUUCCAGAUAUGUUUUCUGCGUAUCUCCAGGCAGGGAGCUAGGUAGAAAAUACAAGACCGAUAACCGGACUUACCAAAGUCUCAGGAACAAAUCUUCUGUAAUGUGUUCUGUUUUAAGUCGUGCUAGAAGAUGGGCGUUUGCAUUUCACGUACUGACCAGGCAGCAGCAUACAGCCUGGGAAUCAGAUCAUCAUGGCAGGUUAUAUACAGGCCAUAUUCAAACCAGCCCUGUUCAAAAAGCUCUCCUGGCAGUGGGAUCGGGAAUAGCUGCUCUGCAGAAUCCAUACAGACAUGACAUGGUGGCUGUGCUAGGGGAGACCACAGGCCACUUGGCCCUGGUCAAAUUAAGGAACAGAAUGAGGAACAAUCCUGAAGGCUACACAAUUCUCAUAGAACGCCCAAGGAUUCAGCUCUCCACACUGGACCUUUCCUGGAUGUCGGCACUGCCGGAUGGCUCUUUAGGGAGAGAAUAUCUCUGUUUCCUAGAAAAAAAUAAAGUCACUCCUGACACACGUGCUAAUGUAAAGUUUGUUGAUGAUGAGGAACUAGCAUAUGUGAUGCAGCGGUAUAGAGAGGUACAUGAUCUACUACAUACCUUGCUAGGUAUGCCUACCAACAUGCUUGGGGAGGUAGCUGUUAAGAUGUUCGAGGCUGCCCAGACAGGUCUGCCUAUGUGCAUUCUGGGAGCUAUCCUAGGUCCACUCCGUCUGUCCACCAGUCGUCUUCAGAAGUUGACAACAUCUCUUGGGCCGUGGGCUCUGCACAGUGGCAUCCACUCCCGUUGUGUGCUGAGCGUUUUCUACGAACGGCGCUGGGAACAGAACCUGGAGGACCUCAGAGAGGAGCUGAACAUUGAACCACCUCCUUUCACCCUACCUGCAAACAGCAAGAGACCAUCCUAAGUGUUCUAGCAUGCUCUAUUCCCUUUUUUAUUAAUAGGUCAACUAACCACAUCUUGCCUUUAAAGGAAUAGACUCAGCUAGUUAACAUUUUCUCAGUUUUCCACUUUCCACAAAUCAGCCAACAAGGUGUGCUUGUUUCUUUUAUUUGUAGGUAUUUUAAUUUUUUCCUGGAGCUAAUGUAGCUAGAAAGGACUAGAAGCCUUUUCACAUAAAACCUUUCACAAAAAAUGCCCAAAUCUUUAUUUGCUUCAAAAAGUAUUAUGUAAUCUUAUUUUUAAGUAAACCAUUUUUUAAAAUAGCAUAGAUAGUCCAUAUUUACAUAUUUAAGUUAAAGAUCUAAUCAUGUUAUCCACAUAAAUUAAAUGUGAUUCCAGUUCACCCAGGUGACUGCCUUUUAACCUUAUAGCAGCCAGCUAUACGGUGUAGUCCUUUAUAGAUUAAUGUAAGUCAUUCAGUUUCCUAAACCACAUCAUCAAGUCUGCAUGAAAUUGCUUAUGUACUGAGUGGUAUGAGGCAAAUAUUUAUGGAGGGUAUUUUGAGUAAAAUGGCUCCCAAUGCUCCCAGGAUAGAUUAGCAGUAAAGUUCUGAUACAGAACUUAUAAAGGAAAUGUCAGUCACCAAAAUGUCUUUACCAUUUAAUUUAAUUUUACAUUUAAUUUUGGGUAAGAUUGAAAUUGUGUGCUUUUUUACAGAAAUAUUGAAUUAAGAAGAGUAUCAUAGCACAUCAUUUUUAAGAAGACCGGCCAUUGUAUCACACAGCUGUGUUAGAUGUCCUGGGUGAAUGUGAUACCUGGUCAUGUAUGUGAACAUGGCAGAUUUGCCAAGGUCGUCGGUAUGAAUAAAUAAAUAUGAAUGUUGUAUAUGAA